Molecule: messenger RNA, 1945 nt
Organism: Oncorhynchus kisutch (coho salmon)
Lineage: Eukaryota; Metazoa; Chordata; Actinopteri; Salmoniformes; Salmonidae
Product: activated RNA polymerase II transcriptional coactivator p15
Exons: 5
Coding region: 271-693 (140 amino acids)
Biological process (GO): positive regulation of transcription initiation by RNA polymerase II
Molecular function (GO): transcription coactivator activity; DNA binding
Source: RefSeq, a predicted model, not a curated record
GCAGUCGGCACGAACGUUAGUUCUCUAGCUAGCUGGUAAUUCGUGCAUGUGUUAAGUUGUUAAGUUAUAUUCCCGUUAACUAGCUAGUUUACGUGUUAGGACAUUUUUUAAAAGCUAACUAGGUUAGCUUGUUAUUUCACCUACGAGUAAUCUAAUUAUAAUAUAAUAACACACAGAAAUACGAGCCUUGGGGUCAUUAAUAUAGGUUAGUCGGGAUUGAAGCAUUCACCGGAAGUAACAAGGCAAGGGCACUUAACUUCCUCCUAUGCCAUGAAAACCCAAGCCUUUUGCAGAAUGCCCAAAUCAAGGGAAGUGGUGACAUCCACAUCUGGCAGUGACUCUGACAGUGAGGUGGAGAAGACCAAGGCCAAGAGAAAGAAGGCCAGUGCUCCACCAGAGAAGCCCGAGGCCAAGAAACCGAAGCUGAGUGGAGAGGGCUCUCGACCUGGCGCAGGAGGGUCCUCUAAGGCUGCAGACAGCAAAACGGAGGCUGGCAUGUUCCAGAUUGGGAGAAUGCGAUACGUCAGUGUGAGGGAGUUUAAAGGGAAGUGUCUAGUUGACAUCAGAGAGUACUGGAUGAACCAGGACGGGGAAAUGAAGCCCGGCAAAAAAGGCAUCUCCUUAAACCCAGAGCAGUGGACCCAGCUGAAGGACCAGAUGUCAGAGAUUGACGACGCGAUCAAGAGAACAUGAUGACCGUUCCCAGGGUGCUGACAGUCCAGCUUGUCUAUCUAGUGAUCUUAAUGUCACCACUGAUGUUUCGGCUGAGUCCCACAUGGCAGCCUAUCCCCUAUAUAGGGCACUACUUUAUACCAAGGCCCUAUUGAGCCCUAUUCCCUAUAUAGUGCACUACUUUAGACCAAGACCCUAUUGAGCACUAUUCCCUAUAUAGGGCACUACUUUAGACCAAGGCCCUAUGGACCCCUAUUCCCUAUAGUGCCUAUAGAGCCUUGAUCUAAAGUAGUGCACCCUAUUCCCUAUAGGGCCUUGGUCUAAAGUAGUGCACCCUAUUCCCUAUAGGGCCUUGGUCUAAAGUAGUGCACCCUAUUCCCUAUAGGGCCUUGGUCUAAAGUAGUGCACUAUAUAGGGAAUACGGUACCAUUUGGACUUUCCCAAAACCUGUGUAAGUUGGCUGUUCUGUUGAAUUAGUUAUUUUGCAUAUGCUGUUUUAGUUUGCUCAGUGCAAGAAUUGCUUUGUGUUUUGACCUGUGAAGAUAAUGUGUGUUUGAUUGUGAUCGAUAUUUGGUUGGUAUGGUUAUAUGACUUUCUUUUCUCUUCCUACCUUUUAUUUAACUACGCAAGUCAUUAUUUUCAAUUAACUGGUUUAGGAACAGUGGGUUAACUGGUCUAGGAACAGUGGAACAGUGGGUUAACUGGUCUAGGAACAGUGGGUUAACUGGUCUAGGAACAGUGGGUUAACUGGUCUAGGAACAGUGGGUUAACUGGUCUAGGAACAGUGGGUUAACUGGUCUAGGAACAGUGGGUUAACUGGUCUAGGAACAGUGGGUUAACUGGUCUAGGAACAGUGGGUUUACUGGUCUAGGAACAGUGGGUUUACUGGUCUAGGAACAGUGGGUUAACUGGUCUAGGAACAGUGGGGUUAACUGGUCUAGGAACAGUGGGGUUAACUGGUCUAGGAACAGUGGGUUAACUGGUCUAGGAACAGUGGGUUAACUGGUCUAGGAACAGUGGGUUAACUGGUCUAGGAACAGUGGGUUAACUGGUCUAGGAACAGCGGGUUAACUGCCUGUUCAGGGGGCAGAACGGCAGAUUUGUACCUUGUCAGCUCGGGGGUUUGAACUUGCAACCUUCCGGUUACUAGUCCAACGCUCUAACCACUAGGCUACCUGCCUCAAACCACUAGGCUACCCUUUGAAUAAUUGACAUUUUUGUUGUUGUAUGAAAAUGAUUUAAAAGCCAUGUAAAGUUCUCAUGAUUCUCUCUA